AUGAGGACGCGCGCCCAGGCCGGCGCCGUCGACACGGCUCUCAUUUCCCAAGCCUUCUCCAUCGACGAGCCUCAGCUUGAUUCUCUUCUGGAUGCUCCCACCCAAGAUUUGAUCAAGGACUUUCUGUCGACCCUCACUGCCAGAGCAAAGGACUUUGACGACCUCAGGGCCGACAAGCUCAGAUCCGAUGUUGAGCUAGAGAACACCGUCCGUGCCGGAGAGUCAAAGGUCAAGGCUCUCAAGGCCACUCUGAACAAGAACGCUCAAGAAAUCCAGGACCUGCGCAAGUCUCUCGAUGAUCAGCAAAACGCUCGCGCCGAGCUUCAGACCGAGCUCGACUCUGCAAAGGCUUCAUCGUCAGAUUCAAACUCCGAACUCGACACUCUGCGUGCCCGCAUCGCCUCUCUCGAAACGUCCAAUCGCGAGACUCUUUCCGUCCUCGAAUCAAAGUCCACUGCUCAUGACGACCUUGCUCAGGAACUUGCUACCCAACACCAGAAGAUAAUCUCCUUGCGUCGUGACAUAUCCGCAUUGGAAGAGAAGAACCAGUCUUUGGAAAAUGCCGCAUCAAGUGCCAAGUUCAAGGAGCAAGCUCUUCAGCAAGAGGUCGAUCUUCUCAAGCGAAACAACGAGUGGCAUGAAUCUGAACUCAAAACGCGCACCACCGAACACACAAAGUUCCGCAAGGAAAAGAAUGCUCGCAUUUCUGAAUUGCAGCGCGCCAACGAGGAUGCAAGCGCCACAGUCGACGCUUUGAAGCGUACAGAGACAACCCUUCGCCAGCGCCUGGAAGAGCUGGGCCAAAAGGCAGAUGACGCCUUUGCCAAGAUACAACAGAUGCAAGAAGGUGCUUCCAAGGCUGAAGAAUCUUUCCGUGUCGAGCUAGACAGUGCCCGUAGACUCGCCGAACUACAAAAGCAGAGUGCAGACACCGCCAAGGCACGCCUUCUGGAUCUCCAGAACAACAUCGAUCAGACCAAGGAGAACGCAGCAGAGGAAGUUGGCCAGCUUCAGGCCGAGAUCGAGACUGAGAGAGCCGACCGUGAGGCUGUAGAAGCCAAGCUUGCCGAACUGGAACUCGAAGUCGAACGCCUCCAAGCUGCCGCUUCUGAGGCACAGAACAAUGCUUCCGUCAUGGCCACUCCCAAACGCAACUCUAAUGGCUUAGCACCAGCAACCCCUGGACGUGAUGGAUCCCCCGCCCUCUUCACCCCUGGAUCUGCACGCAUGAAGGGCAACAUGAACUUCACCCAACUCUACAGUGAGUACAGCACCAUGAAGUCAGACCUUGAGGCAGAGAAGCGCAGGAAUUACCUGUUGAGCAACGAGCUUGAUGAGAUGAUCCGUGAUCUUGAAAACAGGGGUCCUGAGCAGGAGGAAUUGCGCGAGGAGAAGGAACGUAUCGAGGCUGAGAUCCUGGAAAUGUCUUCGAUGCUCGAUGUAGCCUCAACUGAACGUGACGAAGCACGCAAGGAAGCGCGCAACCUCAAGGGUCAAACCGAGGGACUUUCAAGAGAAGGCGAUAUUCUCCGUCAACAGCUCCGCGACCUUAGUGCACAGAUCAAGAUUCUUCUGGUCGAGAUGCAAGCUCGUGAUCAGGGGUUGGACGCUCUUGACACUGCAGGACAGAUGCAGCUGCAGAUGAUUGCCAACGGUGAGCUCGACGAUCAAUCCUCGGCAGCAGACGAGACCUCUGCAGGAGCCUUGAUCAGUCAAAGGCUGUUGCUCUUCAGAAAUGUUCAAGAACUGCAGGAGCAAAACGUACAGCUUCUGAAACUCAACCGCGGCCUUGCCGAUCGCAUGGAGGGUGAAGCUGCAAAGGCCAAACAGUCCGAGACUGAACAGGCGUUGCAGGAGCUUGACGAGCUUCGUGACCGUGUUCAGAGACACCAAGACGAGAUCAAGUCCAUGACCACACAGUGUGAGAGUAUCAUGCGUGAGCGUGAUAUGUUCAGACGUAUGCUCUCUCAUCGUGGACAGUUGCCAGCCGGUACCGAUCUUCAAGCUGCCUUCGGCAGAUCCAUGGGCCCCAUCCCGUCAACUCCCCCACCAGGCGGCAUAUCGCGAGAUGUAGAGGACACACCCCGUUCUAAAGAGUUGUCCGACUACUCCAAGCUUCUAAAGGAGAUGCAGAAUCACUUCGACGCCUACAGACAAGAGGCUGCAACAGAUCACAGCACGCUUAAGCAACAGGUCGACAAACUCGCUCGCGAAAAGGGCGAACUGCAAGGAGAGGUUGCUCGCUCAGGUGGUCAGGUUACGCUUGCUCAUGAACGUUACGAGAUGCUUCAAGCCAACUACGACAUGCUCAAAUCGGAAAACUCCGAGCUGCAAAAACGAUCCCAAUCUUUGGCCGAAAUAGCGGCCAAGCAGGAUCUUCGAACACAACAGGUCGCCGAAGAGCUGGUGGAGGCUCGCUCCCUUGCCGACAGCAUGCGCAACGAUACUGCCAACCUCAAAGCAGAGCGUGAGCUUUGGAAAAAGAUCGAGGCUCGUAUGACAGAGGACAACCAUUCACUCAUGAAUGAACGUAGCCGCCUCAACAAGAUGAUCGCAGAUCUUCAGACCUUGCAGAACGAGCGUGAACUGGCCGAGUCUGAAAGUCGUCGUAGACUCCAAAACAGAGUAGAGACGCUCGAGACUGACGUUGAUGCUACAAAGAAGAAAUUGGAAACUGAAGUCGAGGAGAGCAAGAAGGCGGCUCUGAGAAGAGAGUAUGACCAGGAACAGAGCAGGACAAGAAUCGAUGAUCUGGUUAAGAGUCUGUCAAGCGUUCGCGAGGAACUUGUCGCAGCCAAGACGACCCGCGACCAGCUCUCAACCAGGGUAGAAGAGCUCAAGAUCGAACUCCGCACAUCAGAAGAACGCGUGCAAGCACUCCAGCCCCGGCCCACUCCUCAAGCGGAACAACCUUCGGAGAGCAAUGCUGAGGACGCCCUAUCUCGUGAGCAGGAGCUCGCUCUCGAAGUCGCCGAUCUCAAACAUGACCUUGAACUGGCUCGUAGUGAUCUUGAAAACGCCAAGGUCCAAGUCGAGCAGUACAAGAACAUCAGCCAAGCAUCAGAGGAAGAACUCCAGAGCCUCAACGAAACCAACGACCAAUACCGCGAGGAGAUGGAUCGUAUCAUUGCCGAAAAGGAUGAGAAGAUCAAGGACUUGGAAAGCAGAGUGGAGGAACUAGGCACCGAGCUGUCUACCACCAACAGUGAGCUCUCAACCCUGCGUACCCAGCACGAGGAGAGUGCUAUCCAACUGGAUGACCAGAAGCGUCUGCUUGAGGCCGAAAUUGCUCGUCUCCGCGACGAGUCCGAGCGUUAUGCCGAAACUGCUAAGCUCCACCAGGAGGACCUCAAGGCACAGGCAGAGAUCGCACAACAAGCCCAACAAAGCUACGAGAAUGAGCUGGUCAAACAUGCAGACGCUGCCAAGAACCUUCAGUCAGUCCGUACCGAGUACAACCAACUCAGAACCGAGGUUGCUGCAAUCAAGGCCGAGGCUGAAGCUGCCAAGGCCACUUUGAGCCAGAGCGAAGAGAGCUGGUCGGAAGUGAGGGAAAGAUACGAGCGCGAGUUGACCGAAGUCAGGCUUGGGCGCGAAGACCUCAAGUCUCAGAACAAGCUUCUUCACGAGCAGCUCGAAUCUGUCAGCAGUCAAAUCUCUGACUUGCAGCAGAAGAAGAUCUCAUCUGAGGAGCAAGACGAAUCUGAGCAAAUCCAUGGCUCCGAGUUUGAGAAUUUCCAAGAAGUCAUCAAGUACUUGCGUCGGGAGAAGGAGAUUGUCGACGUUCAGUACGAGCUUUCCACUCAGGAAAGUAAGCGUCUCCAACAACAACUCGAAUACACGCAGAUGCAGCUCGAUGAAAUACGCCAGAAACUCGGCGAGGAACGUCAACAGCAUGCCGAUCACGAAGCAAACACUGUCAGCCACAACAAGCUCGUGCAGACCAUCAACGAGCUCAACGUCUUCCGUGAGAGCAGCACCACCUUGCGACAAGAGGCAAGACAAGCCCAGACGCAAUUGGCAGAAAAGAUCAAGGAGAUUGAAAGCUUGACCGGCCAGAUCCAGCCUCUACAGACUCGCAUCCAAGAGGUCGAGAAUGAAUUGGAGACAAAGGAAGGUGAAAUGAAGCUAAUGCAAGAAGAUCGUGAUCGCUGGCGAGACCGUACACAAAACAUCAUUUCCAAAUACGACAGAGUCGAUCCUGCCGAGAUGGAAGCGAUGAAGACCCAGAUUUCGGACCUUCAAGCCGAACGUGAUCAAUUGACCACUGGAAAGCAGGAAUUACAGACUAAGGUUGACGCCAUUCCAGCAGAGUUACAGCAAACCAAGGACGAUGCUGAGAAGCAAUGGAAGGAACAAAAGGCCAAGUUCGUUGAGCAGGCAAAGGCAAGAUCUCGCGAGCAAAGCGCAAAGAUCAGAGAGCUGGAGAAAGAGCUUGAAAGUAUCAAAGAGGAAAAGACUCAACUCACUCAGGAACUCACUCAGGUCAAGGAGGAGCUCGAGUCUACAAAGACUUCCAGAGAUGAAGCCGUGGCCAACGCCGAGGCUGCAUCUCAGCAAUUGUCGGCUCAGUCCCAAGCCGAAGAGGGCCAAAUCCAAGAAAACGGUCAACAAGAGUCAUUGGCGCAAUCACUAGAGCAGUCAGAGGCCAGAGCAUCUGAAGAGGCUGCAAAGGCUGCUGGACUGUCGACCCAGGUCGAGUCUUUGCAGGACAGGAUCUCCGAGCUUGAGGCUCAAGUCAACGAUCUCCGGCAGCAACUCCAAACCAGUGCAGCUAGUCUUUCAGAUGUUCAAAACCAAGAGCAACCGACUCAAGAGACAACACCUCAAUCUGGUGACAAUACCGAGCAUCUGGAGAAGUUGAGACAGGAGCUAGCUACUGCACAGGAAGAAGUGGAAUCGCUCAAGGCUGCUGCAGCCACCAACGCCACUCAGCAAGCACCAGACCAAAUCUCGGAUGUUGCUGCCAACACUUCAAGCGCUGAGGCAAAAUCUAUCGCCGAACAAGUGAAGGAGCAAGUUGCCAAACUGCGCGCCCAACUUGAGGAGCAGCACAACCUCAGCAAGGAGCAGCUUGAAAGCCUGUACAAUCAACGAACCAAUCUCAUGAAGUCGAAGCUCAACCAGAAGCUCCGAGAGGACAAGGAGAAGACCAAGGAGGAGGGUCGUCAGGAGGCUAUUGUCAAGCACAGUGAGGAGCUACAAAAACUUCGCCAGGACCAUGAGGCCGCUAUUGCACAACUCAAGGAAGAGCAUCGUCUCGAAAUUGAGCGCCUUACCAAGGAAGGUCAACUUGCGGUAGACCAAGCACAAAUCAAGGAGCAACCCGCAGCUUCUUCUGAAGAAGCACCCAGUCAGCCUCCCGUCGACAAUGCCGCUACAGCGAUUCCGGCUCAAGCUACGGCGUCUGAUGUUGACCCAGCUCAGCUGGUCUUCACCGAUGAACAAGCCCGUACACUGAAGCCGCCCGACUCAAGCAAGAGCACGAGAAGGUUUUGCAGGAGAAGGCAGAAGAGGCUCAGAAGGAGAAGGAGCAGGCUCUGCAAGAAAAAGGCCGAAGAGGCCAAGAAGGAAAGGGAACAAGCCUUGACCAAGGCCGUCAAUAUGGAGACCAUCAAGCAAAAGGCCAAGCUUGGCAUGGCCGAAGGACAGACACGAGCCGCCAAAGCCAAGUUGGAUGUUGUCGAGAAGGCCGCCACCGAGACACCUCAACGACCAGUCGUCGAAGUAUGGGAGGUUGCCAAAUCCACCAAGCCCGCGCCUGCUGCUUCCCCACUGCCGCCUCAGGUCAACAAGCCAGCCCAGUCUCCCAUGAGCUCUCCCUUCAAGGCUUCUGGUCCUGGUCUUCCGCAAUCGCCAGGCAUGCCUCCUCCUCAGGCUGCUCAGUCCAAUCAACCCACACCCAGCAGUCAAGCGCCACAAGACAAGAUGCAAGCAAGGAUGCAAAAGUUCGGAGCUCAGACUCAGCAACCACAACCGGGCAGUAGCUUUGGUCAACCGAGUUUCGUCCCGAACCAGGCUCCAUCUGAUGCUGUUUCUCAAGCAACCAACAAUGCCACUGCACAGUCGCAGGCUGCAGCUGGUACACCGCCUCAGACGCCAGGCGCACCAUUGAGACCAGUCCCUCCAGGUCAACAAGCCGCGGGACCUGGUCCCGCGGCGGAAGCAUGCUACCGCGUGGCGGUGGUGCAUUCCGUGGCAGAGGUGGACUGGCACAGCCUGGUGCUCAGAACGCGCAAGGUCAGGGAAUUAGCGUGCAAAGGCGCCGCUGGCCAGGCUCAACGUGGUGGACUACCUCGCGGUGGUAUGGGUAGAGGAAGAGGCGGCGGCAGAGGGGGCAUGAAUCCUGGCGCACAACAGUUUGCACCGGGAACACCUGGACUUCAGGGCAACAAGCGUCCACACGAGGGCGGUGAUGAGGGUGCCGGUAAGAGGAUGAGAGGCGGAGCUGGAGGAGGUGCUUAG
Molecule: messenger RNA, 6465 nt
Organism: Aureobasidium uvarum
Lineage: Eukaryota; Fungi; Ascomycota; Dothideomycetes; Dothideales; Saccotheciaceae
Source: the annotation of a GenBank genome assembly